Molecule: messenger RNA, 417 nt
Organism: Fusarium keratoplasticum
Lineage: Eukaryota; Fungi; Ascomycota; Sordariomycetes; Hypocreales; Nectriaceae
Exons: 1
Coding region: 1-417 (138 amino acids)
Source: RefSeq, a predicted model, not a curated record
AUGGGCAAGAGUCUUAUGGACAAGAUCCAGGCCAAGCUGGAGCUCUUCCGUCUGGAGCAACGCUACACCCGCCGCCGUCACCGACGUUCCACCUUCGUCUCCAACGCUGUCUACGUUGACGGCGAGUACGUCUACCAGACUCCCAACAGCACUGGCUCCUCGUCGGGAUCCUCCAACAUGGACGCUCUCCACGGCGACAAAGCCGGCAACAGCUCCUCAUCCACGCCCACCACUGGCACCCUCGAGGGCGGCCACUUCCCUUCAGAGUUCCAAGCGCCACCGCAGCAGCAACCGCAGCAGACGAGCGCUGAGCGCAAGCGUCUAAACCGCUUCAGCUCCAUCCCACACUUUGGCGGAUCAUCCUUCAACAAGGAGAUGCCCAGCAUCAAAGAGCGAAGGAGCAGCAUGAUCCGAUGA